Molecule: messenger RNA, 759 nt
Organism: Trichoderma virens Gv29-8
Lineage: Eukaryota; Fungi; Ascomycota; Sordariomycetes; Hypocreales; Hypocreaceae
Exons: 5
Coding region: 1-759 (252 amino acids)
Source: RefSeq, a predicted model, not a curated record
AUGGCCGCCUCCUUGUUCUCCUUCUCUUCUGCUCCUGUUACCUCGCAGAACGGCGAGGCGUUGAUCACCUGCAGUCACAAACGCCCAUAUUGCAUUUCGAGUCUGGAGUUACUCACUUUUGAGCUCAUCGAGGCUCUCUUUCGCUCUAGUGAUGGUCAGAAUCGUCUGAUAUUCUCUGCCAUCACCCAUGGUACUGCCUUGGCUGCAUUUUCUCCCAGUUUUCUUCAUCAGUAUGCGUGGAUUCCAGCAUGUUUCAAAUUAGCUGCAGUGGGCUUGCAGCACUGCCCCGAAGCACGCUCUAGCAACUGUUCUCGAAGCAUAAAGAACUCCCGCUCUCUCCUCGAGUCAAGUGGCUGGCCUGUUUGCUCAGGAGAUUGCCACUCUGGACCCUCAUUCAACGAGCAAUCAAGAAUACAAAGGGCUCGACCAGGUUGUGGUGCCUCGGACAGCUCGUCUCCACCAGAAUCUUUGCAUGGCUUCCACCCAUUAGCGCCAUCGUCGCGUCCGGCCGGCCCCGAGGUCGAUGGAGGCUAUUGGGCAUCCACGACGCAACCGUAUAUCCCAAGCUCGAAAGGUAAUGUCUGCAACCCGAGAGCCAUACGAAGACGUUCUCGUCGGGAGCGGUAUGCCGCAGAGCCGUGUGAGACCCUCCUACAGAUGGCCCCGUCUGCUGUUCUUCUUUUUGAGGCUGAGGCUAUCCAUGUUCCUUACCAAAAGGUCACGGACCAUCCUCGCACCUGUGUUUCCUUCUCAUACUGA